AUGAAAAAGUACUGGUCAACUCUACAUUUGUUCCAAGUGUUAUGCAUUUUUAUUUUCAUCCGAACAUCCUCACCUUUAACGCAACCAAAUAUUUAUAACCUCUUACAACAAUCAAAUACUCGGCCACCAACAGCAAAUGCAUCAGUACCACUCGGUGUCAAACUUGGAAUGUAUUUGGAGAGUCUCGGAAACUUUCGCUCAUCAGAAAUGUCGUUUGACGUUGAUUUAUAUGUUUACAUGUCUUGGCAGGACCCUCGUCUAGCGCAUAAUUUUUCCGACUAUGUGCUCAUCAAUAAUGAUGAAAUUCGGAAACAAAUUUGGCUUCCUGAUUUGUACUUUGCGAAUGCAAGGCAAGCAAGCUUUCAAGAGGUUACUGUUCCCAAUUUUAAUCUGUUUGUUGCACCAGAUGGUACUGUCGCAUACUCCUGUAGAUGUACACUUACGGUGGCUUGUAGUUUGAACCUAAGAUACUACCCAAUGGAUCAACAGCUUUGUUCGAUCCGUGUUUUAAGUUAUGCCUACAUAGCCAAACAAGUUAAUGUAACUUGGUUUGACAAGAAUCCGGUUCGGUUCAACGAGGAAAUUGGGUUACCCGAGUUUCAAAUUGAGCAUGUUUCGAACGCAUACUGUAAUGGAUCGUAUCAAUAUGCACUAACUGAAAACUCAUACAAAUCUGAUGACUUCAGUUGUUUGAGCGGAAACUUGUUCUUGUCUAGAUCGAUUGGCUACAAUUUAGUUCAAUCUUAUAUUCCAACCGGACUAAUUGUAAUGAUCUCAUGGGUUUCAUUUUGGAUUGACAGAAGAGCGGUUCCUGCUCGCGUCACAUUAAGUUUCACCACACUGGUCUCUCUUACCACUCUGGGAAACGGACUUCGAUUUGGACUUCCACAAGUGAGCUAUGCAAAAGCCAUCGACUUGUGGUACGGAGCGUGUAUGUUCUUCGUCUUUUGUGCACUUUUGGAAUUUGCAACUAUAAAUAGCUACAUGCGAAAGUCGGAAAAAUUUGAUAGUAUGGCAAAGAAAAUGCAAAGUGUGGUACUCACUGGAAGAACAAGGGACUAUUUGGUUCGCGGCAUCAAAGAGAGCAUGCGGAUUGCAGGAGGAGCAGCCGGAAACGUUGUGGACGCACUCAACGACGAUUGGUGUACCUACUCCACAGAGAACGGACGUAAGAGCUUCUCCGCAAUGGUCGGAGACAUUUUUGAAAGAGCCGGCAAUGCGAUUUCUCCCCGUAGAAACAGAUACAGAGGACUCAAAACGGAAAAAAGUCCGCGAGGAUAUGGGAAGCCAGACACUGUUCAGGAUAUUUUGAGUGAAAGAAUAAAAUUUAUAGACAACGAAUUCGACUUUGAUACUAAAGAGGAUGAUGGAAAUAUGGCUAUGUCAAUCUACGACAAUGUAUCCUGUCGGAAAGAUGAAGCAGAUUCCAGUUCAGAAGAAACCAAGUUUAGCACAAAACCGAAAAGAAAUGGAACCAAUGGAACAAGGAAGUAUAUUGAUAAGAGUUUAAAUCAGUCAGGACAAAAUGACAGUUUGAUUGUAGCAACAUACUUUCAGAUCUCCGCCAACCAUUCACGACAUGCGCUCAAGAUCGACAAAUCAUGUAGAUAUUUGUUCCCAGCCGCUUUUCUACUUUGGAAUGUUUUCUACUGGUGGUACUAUUUAGUAUAUACAAAAACUCCAAUUGAUAAAUAGUCUUGAUCAUUUUCACAGCUCAAUAAUUAUUUAAAUUGUACUCCUCUCACAACAAAACUCUUUCAAAAUCAACAAUUUGUGAUCUCAAUCCUCCUUUGUCUCACUGUAUUUGUGCCGAUGUAUUUUUCAACUUUAUAAUAAAUGUU
Messenger RNA from Caenorhabditis elegans, 1841 nucleotides. RefSeq names its product Ligand-Gated ion Channel (gene lgc-41). The record is from RefSeq and is marked reviewed. The coding region runs from base 1 to 1695 and encodes 564 amino acids. Gene Ontology annotation, molecular function: monoatomic ion channel activity; transmembrane signaling receptor activity; extracellular ligand-gated monoatomic ion channel activity. The transcript has 15 exons. NCBI's taxonomy places the organism in Eukaryota, Metazoa, Nematoda, Chromadorea, Rhabditida, Rhabditidae. Gene Ontology annotation, cellular component: postsynapse; plasma membrane; membrane. Gene Ontology annotation, biological process: excitatory postsynaptic potential; monoatomic ion transmembrane transport; monoatomic ion transport.